Punica granatum (pomegranate) is the source of this 1638-nucleotide messenger RNA. Lineage: Eukaryota; Viridiplantae; Streptophyta; Magnoliopsida; Myrtales; Lythraceae. The record is from RefSeq and is a predicted model, not a curated record.
UCCCUCCCUCUCAGUUUCUCUCUCUCUUAUAUCAAUGCUGUCUCUGUUCCCUUAACCCCUCUCUGUGUGAGAGACAGGCAGAGGCAGAGAAAGAAACACAAAACAGAGUAUCCCAUGAGACAGAGAGCUUCUCCUGAAACAAUGAGAUACAUCAGAACCAACAGCCUCAAGCGCCUCUUCUCCCUCAAACGCCGCAGCAGCUUCGACGGCGACGUCAAUGGCAGCGGCAUCCCCAGCCCCACCAGCCUCGGCACCCGCGGCAAAGAUCGGGAAAACUCGGUGCCGGAGAUAUCCGACCAGAAGAACCAAAAUAAUAAUGGCGAUGCUCUGCCUGCCGUGGCAGCAGAGGACCCCCAGAGGAGACCCUCAUGGAAGUGCUUCUCCUACGAGGAGAUUUACGUCGCCACCGAUGGGUUCAGCCCAGAGAAAAUAGUGGGCAAAGGAGGCUAUGCCGAGGUAUACAAGGGAGUCCUCCUAAAUGGGGAGGAGAUCGCAGUGAAGAGGCUAACGAGAGGGUCGAGCGAUGAGAGGAAAGUGAAGGAAUUCUUGAUGGAGAUCGGAACUAUCGGUCACGUUAAUCACCCGAAUGUGCUUUCCCUGCUCGGCUGUUGCAUUGACAAUGGGCUGUACCUCGUCCUCCAGUUCUCUUCAAGAGGCUCCAUUGCCUCUCUUCUCCAUGAUGAGAAUUUGCCCACAAUUGAUUGGAAGACAAGGUACAAGAUUGUGAUUGGGACCGCAAGGGGGCUGCAUUAUUUGCACAAAGGUUGUCAGAGAAGAAUAAUCCACAGGGACAUCAAGUCCUCCAACAUCCUCUUAACUGCCGAUUUCGAGCCCCAAAUUUCAGAUUUUGGACUGGCAAAAUGGCUGCCCUCUCAAUGGACCCAUCAUUCAAUUGCUCCAAUUGAAGGCACAUUCGGGCAUUUGGCACCAGAAUACUUCAUGCAUGGAAUAGUGGAUGAGAAGACAGAUGUGUUUGCCUUUGGCGUUUUCCUAUUGGAAAUCAUUUCCGGCCGAAAACCCGUGGAUGGGUCUCACCAAAGCUUACACAGCUGGGCAAAGCCAAUAUUGACACAAGGGGACAUUGAGAGGCUGGUGGAUCCGAGGUUAGGAGGGGCCUACGACGUCGUACAGCUCAGAAGGUUCGCCUUCGCAGCGUCUCUUUGCAUCCGGGCUUCUGCCACGUGGCGCCCCACCAUGAACGAGGUAUUAGAGGUAAUGGUAGAAGAGAAGACGGAUAAAGAGAGGUGGGCUAUGCCGGAAGAGGAAGAAGAAGAUCAAGAAGAGUUCUGGGGUUUCGAGGAUUUAGAAUGCGAAUGUGAUAGCUCCUUCUCUUCAUCGAUUUCGCCCGAGGACUCUAUAUCUACUGAAAGUUCCCGAAAUUGAAAAGAAAAGAAAAAUAUAAGAAGAUUAGAUGCCCAAAAUGUUAGUAACUUUUUUGGUUCCACUUGUAAAUAUAAAAUUAUGUAAUGUUGUAUCCUCUUAAAGGCGCAAAAGGGUUUUUGUUGUAGCUAGAAAUCAAUAGUACCUAGUCCAUACGAAGUUAUAUAUAGAUUAGUGCUAGCGCGAAUAUUCGACUGUAAUUUUCUGAACUUCUUGUGCGGAAAGUAUAAUGAUAAUGACUGCUCAAGUCAUGACGUA